ACACAUACACAACGUAUACACAUGCACGCACACUCAAUAACACACACCCCCAAACUACUAUAGUCAUCGCUUCUCAUACUAAAUACGCUACAUGGUCACUCACGUUCAGAGCUGAAUGGUAGUGGAUGACAAACUUCUAAUGCAGUCUUUGGCUGCUUGGCAUUAUCAUUAAAGCUGAAGUGAAACUCGCAACCUGCAUUCUGUCGCGUUUGUUGAUUUUGAAUCGGAAAAACCAACCUGUUGUGAUUUAGCUAGUUCGGAAAUUCUUACGGACGAAAUCGUAAUUGAAUUUAUUCCACCUCCUAUUGUUAUUACCGAGCAACAGAGAAAAAAAGGAUGCAUCAUAUACAACAACUGUGUCUUUUAAUGACAAUUUGGUCAGCGAGUGUGGUGAUGGCCGAAAGCUUUAAACGGUCACUUACUGCCCGUCAUCAUCAUCAUCACCAUCAUCACCAACAUCAGCAACAACAGCAACAACAAAAUUUACCGGUUGUGUUCGCUGUCGCCGAUAGAAAAAAUGAAGUGAAACCCGAUCAUUACGAUGGAGUCCAAUUGUUGUCAGUGCAUGAGAAGGACCCUUUAUCCUCUGCUGACGGCCAAGAGAACAAAGAAGAGAAAGAUGAUAUCAUAACAAGUAGAAGCAGUUUAAAGAAGAACUUGUCCCCUAGUCAACCUGUUAGGGAGCUGAAGCACUCAGAUGGAAAUGAGCCAUCAGGCUUGUCUAGCUCCAAGUUGGAAAAUUCUAUAGAUUGUCCUAAUGGCUGUCAAAAAUUUCAUAUCUGUUUUGAGAAUGCACAAGGAAAUCAUUGUAUUGAGAAACCACAGUCUAAAGACAGUUUAACCUUUUUGAAACGUCUCCAAGCAACCAAUAACCUUCAGUUGAAUAGCUUGGCUGUUGAUGAAAGUCCACGAAGAAAUAACUUGCCAACUGAGAAGAAACUGGAGUUGUCUAGCAAUCAUGUGUUUCCUUAUUUCAAUACCAAUGAGGAGGGGAUGUCAUAUGAUGAUGAAAAUUCUCAAGAUGAACUUGAGUCUGAUAUGAUGAAGGAUGAUCUUAAUCAGACAAAUGAUUCUGAGGUAUACAGCAAUAACAAACCUCAGAAUGAUUCAAAAUCUGUAAUUUUGCCAGCGAGGGGUCACCAUACCAACUUGGUUAGCUAUUUUAUGUCACUUAGAAAAGGCAACAAAAUGCAUAAAAAACCACAUAAAAAUUAUGAAUGUGACCACGAACAGUUGGAAGAUAUCAUGAAACGUUUGACUGGAUGGUUUGUGCUUCUUCAUGCUAAAUUCAAAGAAAGCAGAAAGAAAACAGUUAAUGGUCCUGUUUAUCAGAUUCCAAGUUACAAUUUACAUCAUGCAGUUAACAAAACCAAGCACCAUUUUUCAGUGAAAAAGGAACUAAAUAGUUUCUACAAAUCACGUAAAUGUCAUUGUGUUCGUUCAAUUAUCUGGGAGUUCAAACGCUUGGAUUUUGAUGGUGACAAACAUAUAACCAAGAAAGAACUAUCUAAGAUUGAAAACAAUCAAAUGGAACCUUGUGUGGAGCCAUUUAUGGAUUCCUGUGACCGAAACCAUGAUUCCAAAUUGACCAGACAUGAAUGGUGUUGCUGUUUUGCUGCUGUGCGACCGCCAUGUUUUUCCCACUUGAGGAGACUCCGAUCUGAUGCUGUUAUGAAAUCAGCUACAUUUAUCCCACAUUGUGACAGAGAUGGUUAUUAUGAGAAACGCCAGUGCCAUAAAGGUGUUUGCUGGUGUGUGGACCUGAAUGGCAAUCAAAUACUGGGUACACGAACCCGAGCCACCCCACAUUGUGAUAAACUUGAUGUUAUGGGCCACCUUCGCAACCUAGUGUGAUCGCUGAAAGAAGGAAUUCUAUAGAGACUUACAGAAAUUUGAUAAAAUAAAUGUUUUAGUUAAGUACUGAAAUGGAUUUGAUCAACUGCAGUGAACUCUACAUGAAAUUUGUGGCUGUGUGCUUUAUUGAAAAUUAUUAUAAUUGUUAAUGAAAAUAAAAGAAAUUGUUAUAGAAAAGUGUUGUGAAAUAUUAA
Messenger RNA from Octopus sinensis (East Asian common octopus), 2048 nucleotides. RefSeq lists its product as uncharacterized. The transcript is spliced from 11 exons. The record is from RefSeq and is a predicted model, not a curated record. Gene Ontology annotation, biological process: establishment of protein localization to extracellular region. Bases 337 to 1854 code for a protein of 505 amino acids. Gene Ontology annotation, molecular function: calcium ion binding. Lineage: Eukaryota; Metazoa; Mollusca; Cephalopoda; Octopoda; Octopodidae.